AUGACGCUUUCAGUGGAAUUAUUCAACUCUGCCCUCAGAAGAAACAUCACCUUUGUGCGUCCUGCAUAUUUCAUAAUUAAUGGAUUUUCUGACAUACCUCAUAUAAACUAUUACUAUGCAUUUCUCUUUUUUGUUUAUAUUAUGUCAGUGUUGGGAAACACAGCUGUGAUGGCUGUAAUAUUGUUGGACCAAAAUCUAAGAACUCCAAAAUAUGUUGCAGUUUUUAAUCUUGCAUGGACAGACCUGCUUGGUAGCACUGUUCAGGUACCAAAGGUUCUUGACAUAUUUCUGUUUGCUCACCACAUCAUCUCCUAUAAUGACUGUAUGACAUUUCUCUUUUUCUCCUACACGUGUCUUUCUAUGCAGUCUCUUAAUCUGGUUGUUCUCUCCUAUGACAGACUGGUAGCGAUCACCUUCCCACUGCACUAUCACGUGAAGAUCACACACAGGUUUAUAUUUUCUUUGGUUGGCUUUUUCUGGGUUUUUGUCUUAACUGCUGUGUUCAUUGCAGUGGGUCUUCUGACAAGACUUUCCAUCUGUAAGUCAGUGAUUAUUAACAGUUAUUUCUGUGAUUACAGCCAAAUAAUCCAGCUGGCCUGCAAUGACACAACCUCUGCUGUUGUACUUGGCUGGCUGUUACCAGUUCUCAUUCUUUGGUUUCCACUGAUAUUUAUCUUGUUUAGUUACUCAUAUAUUGGCUGCACUUUGACAAAGGUAGCUUCAGUUCAGGAAAGAGUAAAAGCUUUUAAAACCUGCAGUGCUCACCUUUCAUUAGUGGCAAUCUAUUUCCUCCCAAUUUUGCUCUCAUUGACCUUUAUUGCCCACAUGCAUCCAAAUAGCAGAAUGAUAAAUCUGUCUCUGACCUCUGUCAUUCCACCCAUGUUAAACCCAUUUAUUUAUGUUCUACAGACACAAGAAAUCAAAAUAUCUAUGAAAAAGGUAUUGAAAAUCAAAUACUUUAGUAAUAUUCAUCAUGUAGCUGUUAUAAAAAUUCCUCAAAUUUAA
Molecule: messenger RNA, 1005 nt
Organism: Thalassophryne amazonica
Lineage: Eukaryota; Metazoa; Chordata; Actinopteri; Batrachoidiformes; Batrachoididae
Product: olfactory receptor 6C4-like
Exons: 1
Coding region: 1-1005 (334 amino acids)
Biological process (GO): G protein-coupled receptor signaling pathway
Cellular component (GO): membrane
Molecular function (GO): olfactory receptor activity; G protein-coupled receptor activity
Source: RefSeq, a predicted model, not a curated record